Molecule: messenger RNA, 1404 nt
Organism: Cyprinodon variegatus (sheepshead minnow)
Lineage: Eukaryota; Metazoa; Chordata; Actinopteri; Cyprinodontiformes; Cyprinodontidae
Product: GTPase IMAP family member 8-like
Exons: 3
Molecular function (GO): GTP binding
Source: RefSeq, a predicted model, not a curated record
AGAUGGAGGACAUCGAUCUUCUAGAGCUGCUGACUCGCUUUGGCCAAAUUGUAAAAGAAAACAGUGGAGAAUAUGUGACUUAUGAAGAGGUUAAAGAUGCAGCAACCACUUUGGAAGAUUCUCAUCAGAGCCAGAAGGAAAAGGCAGCAAUGGGGUCUAUUGCAGCUGGUGUUCAAGCUGCUGGUAUUGGUGCUCAAGUACCCAGGACACAUCUGUCAUAUGAAGCAUCUGGUUUCAGGAUCGUGCUGUUGGGAAAAAGUGAGCAGAAAAAAAUAAACAUUUGUAACUUGAUCACUGGAGAGCAGGAACUUCAUCAGCAAAAGCACAGAGUGGCCUACCGUGGAAAUUGGAGCGGAAAACCAGUGACUGUAGUAAAAACUCCAGACAUGUUCAGUCUGUCAAAGGAGAAAAUCCAAGAAGAAGUAAAGAACUGUGUGAGACUCUGUUCUCCUGGACCAAAUGUUCUGCUGCUGUUGGUGAAACCUUCAGAAUUUAAAGAAAAAGACAGAGAAAAACUGAUGUUCAUCCUGAGUUUGUUUGGUCAAGAUGCCUUCAAAUAUUCAAUAGUCAUUUUAACAAAUGACAGUAAAAACAGUCAAUCUACCAAUAUUCUCAUCAAGAUGGUUCAAGGAAGAUUCCAAAACAUGAGAAAUAUUGACCAGAGUCAGUUGAUGAAGCAGGUUGAGACAGUUGUCACUGAGAACAAAGGGGCAUAUCUGACCUUUAGGGAAGAGACCAGCAGGCCACAAGAUGAACAGAUGCAAUCUUUAAUAAACCUGGUUUUGUGUGGGAGGAGAGGAUCAGGAAAAACCUCAGCAGCCAAGGCCAUUCUAGGUCAGACAGAUCUUCUUUCACCCUCCAACUCAGAAUGUGUUAGACACCAGGGAGAGGUUUGUGGACGUUGGGUUUCUGUGGUGGAGCUGCCUGCAUUGUGUGGAAAACCUCAGCAGGAAGUGAUGGAGGAAUCAUUCAGGUGUAUCUCCCUCUGUGAUCCUGAGGGUGUCCACACCUUCAUCCUGGUCCUACCUGCGGGUCCCCUCACUGAUGAAGACAAGGGAGAGUUACAGACCAUCCAGGACACAUUCAGCUCUAGAGUCAAUGACUUCACCAUCAUCCUGUUCACCAAAAAGUCAGAUCCUACAGCUGGAGAUGUCAACUUCAUAGAGACUGAUAGAAACAUCCAGGAGCUUCUUCAGAGCUGUGGAGGAAGAUAUGUUGUUCUCAACAUCAAUGACGAGCAGUGGAUCCACCAACUGUUGGAUAGAGUGGAAAAUAUCAAAGCAGCUGAAGACAAACCAAAAGGCUACAAUUUUAAGACAUUUGCACAUGCCCAAAUUAGUAGACUCAUACAAAAAGAAGCACAUAACAGUAAGCAACAGGAACAGCAGAAGAAUAAAAAUAUCU